Messenger RNA from Monosiga brevicollis MX1, 1398 nucleotides. RefSeq lists its product as uncharacterized. Gene Ontology annotation, biological process: translation. Bases 1 to 1398 code for a protein of 465 amino acids. The record is from RefSeq and is a predicted model, not a curated record. Gene Ontology annotation, cellular component: ribosome; mitochondrial small ribosomal subunit. The transcript has 5 exons. Lineage: Eukaryota; Choanoflagellata; Craspedida; Salpingoecidae. Gene Ontology annotation, molecular function: RNA binding; structural constituent of ribosome.
AUGCACUUCGAUUGGUUGGAUACCUCUGUGACAAUCGCCUUGUCCACACACAUUACACUGUACUGGACAUACACCUUUAAUACUCCCUCGCCCGCGGCGCACCCGUCUGCCCGCGAUGGCGAAGUGGCGUUUGGCCUGGCCUCCAAUCGCCCUCUACCCCGGCUCCCGAGAGAGCCCGUGCACGAAUCGCUCUCUCACGACUCUCGUUAUCGUCAUGGCUAUUUGAGCUCUCCCGCACAUGACGAUAGAGCCACCACGCCCAGGCGCUCUCCCAUGGAAGCAGUGGAUGCAUCCCAAUUUGGUGUUGCCUUUGGCACCAAUGCGCCACCACGGGCCGGCUCUCGGACUCAACCACCCCACCACGUUUGGCACCGAGCCUACCAAACCUCAACCAAUGAGCAUACAAACUCAGCCCCACUUGGCGAAGUCAGUGAGAGUGAAACACACAAUACAGCGGGCGAACACAGUGAGAGUGAGCAAGAUGUUCUUCUCAGCGAUCCCGCUCCGCCCAUCGCUGCCAACGUGCUGGAUGCCCAGCGCAAGGUCCUGCUGAAGACAUCUGGCCACAGGCAACUCCUCGCCUGCCCAUUUGGGCUUUGCAAAUGCAAGGGGCCCCGCCUUGACCGCAAAGCCUGGGUCAAUCAUGUACUACGCGAGCACCCCUACGACGAGCAAGCCACUGAUCUGGUCAAGCAGGUGAUGGAGGCCAAAUUGGUCGCCCAGUGCAACAAGUGUCACCUCUUCUUCGAAGCUGCUGGUAUCAGUCAACACCGCUCCCGAUGUGGUGCCAAUCUGAAGCGAGCGACCGAGGCGUUGUUUCAUGCGGCUGGACACGACCUGCUUGAGAUUAUGCGUGGCGCUUGGCCCCAACAGUGUGUAGGGUCUCGCAUCAGUGUCUGCGAGCUGCUCAAGCUCGCCCGGCAUAUUAAAGCAAUCUGUUGGGACCAACAGAUGCCACAACAAGAUGAUACACCAAGAUGGUACAGCAAGAUGUUACACAACAAGCACGCCGAGUACCUCAUCAACAUCCGCCCCAAGGAGCACCUCAAUGGCUAUUGUGCCUAUGAGCUCCUCACCGGCAUCAAGCCCCAUGACAUCCGCGACUUGCACCCCUUUGGCGCCGACGCUUUUGCCUUUGACCCGCUGCGCCGUGGUGGCAAGCUCGGUCCCAAGGCCCGCCACGGUAUUUAUGUGGGCUUUUCGCCGACUUCACUCUCUCACAAGGUCUACUGCCCUGACACCAACACUAUCAUCGAGACCAUCCACGUCAAAGUUGUUCCCCGUGCUCGAGAUAAAAUCUGCAACCCCGCUCUUUGCGGCCCGCGUUUUGGCGGCGCCCUCGCUCCCACCGUGUCCGCUCGCUUGCUCGCUUGCUUGCCCCGCGGACAUGGCCACUGA